AUGAGUGAGAGGGCGGAGCGGAUGAGGGAGGAAAUCGUGGCCCUCAAGGCUCUGGUCGCCGACCUCUUACGGGUGAAGGAGGCUGAGGACCGGGAGAAGAUGCCGCCCCCCCUCGGCCCCCCACCGACGGGACGGCACGCCACCCCUUCGGGGGAGGACGUCCGGGAGGAGGAGAUGCCGGAGGCGGUCGCUGACGGACUGCCGAUGGAUCCUCCUCCUCCCGGGAAGGUGGCGGAUCCUCCGCCCCCGGAAAAGACCUGGGAGGUCGUCACGCCGAAUGCGGCUGGCACCUCCCGGGUCCCAAAGUCGGGGGCGGGGAAAGCGCGGGCGGGGAAGAGGGAGAGGUCCGCCUCGAGGAGGCGGGCCGAUCCCUUGACCCCCGGAAAGAGCUCCCCCUACCAUCCCCCCACGCCCCGCAGAAGACGGGGAAACCCCUGCCUAAGACAGGGGAGGUCACGGGGGAGUGGGUGCGGGGGGAGAUCAAGGAGGCUGUCGACGGAUUAA
Molecule: messenger RNA, 504 nt
Organism: Vollenhovia emeryi
Lineage: Eukaryota; Metazoa; Arthropoda; Insecta; Hymenoptera; Formicidae
Product: basic salivary proline-rich protein 1-like
Exons: 1
Coding region: 1-504 (167 amino acids)
Source: RefSeq, a predicted model, not a curated record